Cryptomeria japonica (Japanese cedar) is the source of this 1600-nucleotide messenger RNA. Its product is annotated as autophagy-related protein 18b. Gene Ontology annotation, cellular component: cytosol; extrinsic component of membrane; phagophore assembly site membrane. Bases 224 to 1342 code for a protein of 372 amino acids. Gene Ontology annotation, molecular function: protein binding; phosphatidylinositol-3,5-bisphosphate binding; phosphatidylinositol-3-phosphate binding. The transcript has 11 exons. The record is from RefSeq and is a predicted model, not a curated record. Lineage: Eukaryota; Viridiplantae; Streptophyta; Pinopsida; Cupressales; Cupressaceae. Gene Ontology annotation, biological process: autophagy of mitochondrion; protein lipidation; nucleophagy.
CUCCUUACCGGAGUAAAAUCUAUUCUUCACAUCAUAAUCAUACAACAGUACUUCUUAUGGAGAUAAAAUUCUCGAGUGCAGCCAACAUAUCCAGAUUCUGGUUUUUUGGAAAGCGAAACGGGAACAAUUCCCUUCGAAUUUACUCAUUCGAUAUAUUUGACGUUAAUUUGAAGAUGUAUGCUAAUUAUACGGGCUUUUGAAUUCAAGUGAAAAGGUGUUCACCAUGACAUCGCAGCAGCGGUUGCUGAAUGCCUCCUUCAAUCAGGAUAACAGUUGCUUCUCAAUAUGUACAAGGGAUGGUUAUAAGAUUUUUAAUUGUGAAGGUGGCAACGAGUGUUAUCACAGAGACGAUGGGGCUAUAAACAUUGUGGAGAUGCUCUACAGUACAAGCUUGCUUGCCAUAGUUGGAGCUGGUGAGCAGCCUGCAUUAUCUCCUCGGAGGCUCUGUUUGUUCAACACUGAGACAGGAACUUUUCUCAAAAAGCUGAAUUUUGUCACAGCUAUUCUUGCAAUCCGCCUAAAUAGGAAAAGACUUGUUGUUGUGUUAGAGGAGAGUACAUACAUUUACGAUUUAAGCAACCUAAGUAUUUUAGAUUCAAUUGAUACUGUCCCUAACCCAAAAGGUCUUUGUGCUUUUUCCCCCAAGGAGGAUAACUGUUAUCUUGCUUUACCAGCGAGUACAGACAAAGGAGUAGUGUUGAUUUACAAUGUCAAUGAACUUCAUUCUCAUUGUCAGAUAAAUGCUCAUAAGUCACCGUUGGCAGCCAUGGCUUUGUCGUCAGAUGGAUCAUAUAUAGCAACAGCUUCUGAGCAAGGAACUGUUAUAAGGGUUUAUUUAGUGUCACAACCUUCAGAGAAAUUCACUUUUCGGAGGGGAACAUAUCCAGCUGCUAUCUAUUCUCUUUCAUUGGGACCACCCUCACAUCUUCCUCGUUUGCUUGUAGCAACCAGUUCUUCUGGUUCUGUGCAUGUUUUUACCCUUGGGCUGAUGACCGCAGAUAGGAACAAAAGAUCCACUGGGUUGCUUGCAACUGUAAUCCCAACUUCUCUCAAUGAUGCAUUAGAACCUUCUUAUCAUCAUGUUGUGCUUCACAAUGUACUCCCCGCAGGAGUCAAGAGUCGUGCAAUAAUUUGCAAUGUUGAAGAAGCUAGCAUGGUAAAGGUGAUGGGUUUGACAACAAACACACUAAGGGUUCGGAUACUCAGUAUUACCUAUAAUGGCUAUUUCAAUGAUUAUAGCGUCAUAAUAGCUGAUGACAAUAAACGCCCAUGGAAUUUAGAGAGAGAGUGUAAUCUGCUAGCAAGUCCUUCUGAGCAAAUUUCAGCAAAUUUUGUAAAAUAACAUUUUGUUUAUCCUAUGCCAUAUGUUCUUUCCAUUCACUUCCUCAUAAAGGAAGGUUAAAAGAAUGUAACAAUUAAGGAAUCCCCGUGAGAUAAUCUUUCUUAUAUGAUAAGCCAUAUCUAUAUGGUGCAUGGCUUGUGAAAAAAAUCCUCAAAAUCAUUUCUUUAUUGACAUCAUUUUUUAUUUAAGGGUUCAGUGUAUAUAAGAAUGUGAAACCCGAACACAAAAUAGUAAAGCCCUAAACUUUUUUCUUAAGAA